This is a messenger RNA of Aedes aegypti (yellow fever mosquito), 3719 nucleotides long. Its product is annotated as cilia- and flagella-associated protein 251. The record is from RefSeq and is a predicted model, not a curated record. Gene Ontology annotation, cellular component: motile cilium. Gene Ontology annotation, molecular function: protein binding. Lineage: Eukaryota; Metazoa; Arthropoda; Insecta; Diptera; Culicidae. The transcript is spliced from 13 exons. Bases 192 to 2834 code for a protein of 880 amino acids.
UGAACCCGGAACAUGGGACCAUAAACGUAGGAUACCCGGUAUACCGUUCCACGGGCAUGCGCUUAUUUCCCAUCAACUAGGACUCCGCACUCAUAGCAACCAUUGAAAACAGUUUAUUAUUUCGACUUGUUCUGGAUUCUCGUACCUACAAGAACAAAUUAUUCAGUUAAGAAAAUUAUUUGUUGAAACAAAUGGGUGAAAUAGUGCCUUACACCAAAAACAAUGAGUCUUUCGAAGAUCUUCAACAUCGAUGUCAGCCAUUUAAACUGGAAUGGAUCUUUGGAUUCAACCCACGAAUCCCCGUGGUCAACCUAACAUGCAGCCGCCAGGUCAGAGAAAUGAUCAUGUCUUCAGGCAAUGCAAUCAUUUUCUACAGAUUUGAAAAUCAAGUUGAGUCUACUCAAACUUUGAUCGGUCACAAAGAUUCCAUCAACACCAUAGUUGUUGAUGGUAGCGGUCGUUUCGUGGUUUCGUCCGACAGCUCCUACUGUAUCAACGUAUGGGACCGGGAAGCGUUUCCUGAUGGACCCCCCGUAGCCAUUCGAACUAUAUACGAACCAUUCAAAGCGAACGAGAUCAAUACCGUGGGACUGAGUCACGACGCCAGAUAUCUGAUAGCGGCUUGCAGCGGAACCGAACAGCUUCUGAAGUUAUGGCAGUGGACAAUUGGGAACGAUAGUCCAGAUGACUGCAUUUCACUGCCACCACGAUUAGGGAGAACAAAAGGCAUCCGAUUUUGCACCGAUAUCGGCAGGAAGAAUCAUUUCGUAGUCACGAUGGAAAACGCGGUAAUUUUUGGAUACUUUGAUCCAAAACAACAAAAGCUUCACAUUGAGGUACCGAAGAAGCACGGAUUCCAAGAUUACAACGAUUCGGUGUUUGUCGAUGACACCUCGAGGGCUGUAUCAGUUACGGCAGCUGGUAUGGCCAUCAUCUGGAGCGAUGACAAAAAAGUAUCGACUCCUAUCAAAAAGCAGUUUCUUAAGUAUCUGCACCUGAAAUAUGCAUCGAUCAAUGUGAUCAGGUGCUGCGAUCAGAAGCUUGUAACAGGCGAUGAUGAUGGGGAAAUCCGGUUCUAUGAUAUCCACAUGAGGAUAUUGUAUUGGUUCAAACAGGAAGGUCCGGAACCAAUUCGAACGAUUUCGUUCAACAUUCUACCGAGGAAAUAUGUUUUGGAUAAUGAGCAAGCUCAUUCGUCCGAUGACACUGAUGAAGAAGUGCUUUCCUAUGAUACAUUACCUAGGGAUGUAUCACUUGAGGGGAAUCCAGUUAUUAUAAGAAAUUUCAUUAUGGCUACAAAAACAGGCCAUCUGUUUGAUGUGGAUAUAGUCCAGAACAAGAUUCAGGAGCUGUACUAUUCUUCAGGAAGCAUCAUUACUUCGUUUGAUGUUCACCCAAUCGAGCCUCAGCUUUGCUCCUGUGAUGGAAAUGGUAAAAUGACAUUGUACAACCUUGAAGACAGGCAGGCCAUUAUGAGUUUGAAUGUGCCCAUCCAAAGAACCCGUCGGGGAAGAAUCACCGUCCUCAAAUAUUCACCAUGUGGAACGUAUCUUGUCGGAGGCGCUGAAAACGGUUAUAUUUGGGUCAUCAAUCCUGCAACGAUGAUCAUCAGUUCGGAUAGUCCACUACAAUAUACUAUAGAGAAAAUAAUUUUCUUAAAUUUCACACCGGAUUCCAAAUAUAUAAUUUUUGUUGACGAUGAAGGUUCUAUAGGUUUGCUCAACCGUGAAUAUGAAUGCUGGAAACUAAUAGGCAGAUGUUUAUCCCACAAAGUGGUGGACCUUUUAUUUAUGUCAAACGAAAAAUUUCUUACAAUUGGAGACGACAGGCAUUUGAUUCAGUAUAAAAUUGAGACCAGCGAUAUGGCUUCCAUUGAAAAGUUGAUGGUGGAUGACCGAUUUCAAAUGGAACAAUCGGCCCAAAGUACAUCGUUUUUGUUACUCCCAGAAGAUCGGCUUUUGGUGGCUAACAAUCAAUUCAAAUUCAAAAUAUUUAAUCUCAACUCUUCUUGUACCAUCAUGCAUACAUUCUUGGCGCCCUUCAACGACGGACCUAUAAGAAAACUAACUCUUUUACCCGGAGACCACUUCUUCACAUUCAUGACCGAUAAGAACAUCUACAUUCAUCAACUGCCAAUCGAUGGAAAUCCAUUCAAAUAUUUGGGAACCUUUUCUCAUCCAAAGAAGUUGAAAGCUAUGUGUAACAUGCGAGAUCAUUUCGUAUUCUGCCACGGAGAGGGAGAUCACGGCAUCGGCAUGUGGAGGAUCAAUGCAAUACCGCUAAUCGAAAAUCAAAAAUAUUGUGGAUCCGGGUUGGAUCCUUACUGUUCGCUUCUCCCUGGAGGAAAAAGUGGUUGCUACGUGAAAGAGAUGCUGAGUUUAUUCUUCUACAACCAAAUUUCGCCAAAGCACAAUGAAGAGGAUACGGACAUAUCGAUACGCGAUGCAAUGGACGUUAGAGAUGUACCAAAUUAUAUGAGAAGCAUUGGAUUUCACAUGACACAAUUUGAGGAAGACAACCUGAUCAAAGAAAUCGACCAGAUGGGAACGUUGUUCCUUACAUUCGAGGAAGUCGUGAAGCUUUUUCUGAACCACAGAACACUAGCAAACCCUGAUUGCGAAGAAAUUCGAGCUGCGUUGACAAUGGUCACGAAAGGAGUCUUUGACCCGAUCGAUUUGCAAUCAUUCAACGAACAGUUGGCGGACCUCGGAGAGAAGGUUAACACGAAAGCCUUGGAUUUCUAUUGCAGAGCAUUAUUUCCAGAGUACACGCCCGACGCAGAUGAGGAUAAGUUUCUCGUUCCUUUGGACGCAUUUGCGGAAAAGCUUUGCUAAAAAGAUUGCGUAUUUCGGUUUGGCAUAUCUCUUUAUUUAAAUUCUUUUUUCUCUUGGUUUUACAUUUUCAUUAGAUAUCUAUAGGAAAAUCACUUAUCAAAAAUAUACCUUUUUGGAAUAUUUCUCUUAUCGGCUACUUUAGACAAGUAACGACUAACACAAAUGGUUGAAACAACUCAACCACUACCCGAUUAGACAAUAAAGAUCAAUUCUAUGGCAAUGGAGCAAAUGGAGGGAGAACUGACGAAAUCGAUAGCGAUCCGUCGUUAAAACCUAAGACUUGCAGUGACGGCAAACAUUGGAAGAAACUUAACGCACUAUUUACAAACUACAUUGAAACCUGCUCAUAUCCUAGUCAACCUACUAAGAGGGAUUUCUGAGCAAAACAAAUCAGAAUACUAACUUUUAGAAUAAAGAUACAUUCGAUGACUUUACGUUUCCUACGUUAUGAUGGUCCUUAUAUUUAUAAAUCACAAAUUUUCGUCGUUUUGUUUAGUUUUGUUCAACAUUGAUUUGUUUUGCAGUUCACACCGCAAUUCCUAUAUUACUAUCCCAGAGUGGAUUCAUGUCUUCUCCAGAUAUUCAUUUGAUUGAAAUGUAGGUACAUCAAUAUUGACUGAUUCUUUUUUUUCACAUUCUGUCGUAUCUCGAUGGUUCACAUCUCGAAAGGCACGCUUCGCAUUAACAAGUCUCACAGCUUAGUUUUUGUUUAAUUGUUUUGAAAUUCUUUGCGUUAUUUUUAGAUUAUCUUUAACAAUUUUGUGAAACUUAAAAUUUACGUUUAAUUUAGUUCAACUUUUGCCCAAAACAAUGUAACUUUAUAACACUUUUUAAUCCUGACAAACCUAAAUACAUAAUCCUUUUUUUUAACCAGUUCAAGACAAU